Molecule: messenger RNA, 729 nt
Organism: Indicator indicator
Lineage: Eukaryota; Metazoa; Chordata; Aves; Piciformes; Indicatoridae
Gene: SIAH3
Product: siah E3 ubiquitin protein ligase family member 3
Exons: 2
Coding region: 1-729 (242 amino acids)
Biological process (GO): proteasome-mediated ubiquitin-dependent protein catabolic process; multicellular organism development
Cellular component (GO): cytoplasm
Molecular function (GO): ubiquitin conjugating enzyme binding; ubiquitin protein ligase activity
Source: RefSeq, a predicted model, not a curated record
AUGCUUUUCUUCACCCAGUGCUUUGGGGCUGUGUUAGAUCUCAUUCACCUGCGUUUUCAGCACUACAAGGCAAAGAGGGUUUUCUCAGCUGCUGGGCAACUUGUCUGCGUUGUCAACCCGACACACAGCCUAAAGUAUGCACCGACCCGUUGUGCAGCUGCCCAGACUUCCACAGAGCAAGGCAUCCUUCCUCCCUGCCAUCACCAUGAAACAGUACAUGACCCCCAGCUUGUUCCCUGCACAUGCCCACUCUUUUCCUGCCCAUGGGAAGGGCACCUGGAAGUGGUGGUGUCCCACCUGAGACAGACCCACCGCAUCAACAUACUUCAGGGAGCAGAGAUUGUCUUCCUGGCUACGGACAUGCACCUACCCGCACCCACAGACUGGAUCAUCAUGCACUCCUGCCUUGGCCACCAGUUUUUGCUGGUUCUCAGGAAGCAGGAGAAGUAUGAAGGCCACCCCCAGUUCUUCGCCACGAUGAUGCUGAUCGGCACACCAACCCAAGCUGACAACUUCACCUACCGGCUCGAGCUCAACAGGAACCAGAGGCGCCUUAAGUGGGAGGCGACCCCCAGGUCGGUGCUGGAGUGCGUUGACUCUGUCAUUUCAGAUGGGGAUUGCCUUGUGCUGAACACUUCCCUGGCUCAGCUCUUUUCUGACAACGGAAGCCUAGCGAUAGGAAUUGCAAUAACCACCAGCAAAGUUCACAGUGCAGAAGCUGAAAUGUGA